AUGAGUAGGGGGCGGGAUAUCCUGAGACAACAAGUUUGGCUGUAUGAAGGGCCUACCGGCAGUGCGCCUGAGCUAGAACGCCGAGAGAACAAGCACCGCAGGGGCCACGAGAGGAAAAGAAAAGCUGCUGAAAGAAUAACCCCCAGAAAGGGGGUGGAGAGAAGGCGGCCCCAGCGCCCCGGCCCCCGGCAGGUCGGCGGCCAAUCCGCUGGGGGAAGGGGUGGAGAGUCGGAGGCUCUGGCAGAGAGAGGCCGAGGGGGGUGGGGA
Messenger RNA from Rangifer tarandus platyrhynchus (Svalbard reindeer), 267 nucleotides. The record is from the annotation of a GenBank genome assembly. NCBI's taxonomy places the organism in Eukaryota, Metazoa, Chordata, Mammalia, Artiodactyla, Cervidae.